AUUAUUUAGAUACAACAAAAUCUCUUGCCAGAUUAGAUCCUAAUACACCAACCCCCGCUCAUGAUAUGGCAAUAGUUGGUGUAAUGAGAAAUAUACCUAAAAGUAUAAGUAUGGGUAGAAUAAUACCAAGUAUUAACAGAAGAAAA
Messenger RNA from Racocetra persica, 146 nucleotides. Lineage: Eukaryota; Fungi; Glomeromycota; Glomeromycetes; Diversisporales; Gigasporaceae. The record is from the annotation of a GenBank genome assembly.